AACUCAACGACUCAUUAGUACUACUUAAUGAUCAUAUAUAUAUAUAAAACAUUUGUAGUUUACUCAAUACCAGACAACAAAUUAAUCCAAAAUGCAAGUUGAAAUCUGUGAUACUACUUUAAUAGUCCCACCAAAUUCACCAUUCUCCGAUGACCACAUCGUCCUCUCUCUUUCCCACAUCGACAACGACCCCAAUCUCCGACUCACCUUCCGUUACCUCCGGGCCUACGUUAACAGUACCACCACCAACCACCCAUCAAACCCAUUCCACGUCAUCUCUUCAGCCCUCUCUUCCGCACUAGUUCCCUACUACCCUCUCACCGGCACCCUCCGAUCUCUUCCGGAUCGGCGGCUGGAGCUGGUAUGUUCAAAAGGUCAAGGCGUCCCCUUUGUACGGGCCAAAGCGAGCUGUACACUUGAUUCUCUGGGUUACCUCGAUAACCCGGAUACCCAUUUUGUCGAACAGUUGGUGCCCACCCCAGGUCCGGACGAAGCUCUGGCUCACCCUUGUAUGCUUCAGAUCACGAUGUUUGAUUGCGGCGGGUUCACUCUCGGUACCGCACUUCACCACUCGCUCGCUGACGGACUCGGCGCAACUCAGUUCUUCAAUGUAAUGGCCAAGUUCGCUCGGGGAGAGGGAUCGUCGAUUAUGCCGGUAUGGAACCGGGAAAGUUUGUUGGGUCCCCGUAAUCCGCCACGUGUCGAGGCGCCGAUUCGGGAGUUCUUGAGUUUGAAGAGUGGGUUCUCUGCCUACGAACAAUCGAUUGGUCCGGUUGUGAGGGAAUGCUUUGAUGUGAAAGACGAGUGUCUGGAUGGGUUUAAGAGCCAAUUAUUAAAGCAUUCUGGUUUGAAUUUCACCACGUUUGAAGCUCUCGGAGCUUUCAUUUGGCGAGCAAAAGUGAAAGCUUCCAAGAUCCCAGGAGAUGAGAUAGUAAAGUAUGCAUACUCACUCAACAUAAGAAAGAUAAUGAUGCCCCCAUUACCAGGGGACUAUUGGGGCAACGGUUGUGUUCCAAUGUAUGCCAAGAUGAGAGCCAAUGAUUUAGUGGAGAAGCCCAUUUGGGAAACGGCAGAGGUGAUCAAGAUGAGCAAAAGAAACGCCACUGAGGAGUACGUACGGUCCUUCAUCGACUUUCAGAGCUUACAUUAUGGUGAAGGCAUUACUGUUGGGAAAGAGGUGAGUGGGUUCACGGACUGGAGACACUUAGGACACUCUAAUGUUGAUUUUGGUUGGGGUGGUCCUGUCACUGUAUUACCCCUCUCCACGCACCUUCUUGGGGGGCUCGAACCUUGCUAUUUUUUGCCUUACUCUUCGGCCAGUGUAGGGAACAAGGAUGGUUUCAAGGUUUCGGUGACUUUAAGAGAGUUUGCUAUGCCUGCAUUUAAGGUCCAGAUGGACAAGUUUAGAAGUGGAGAUUUUGCCCUUGUCAUAAAUAAAGAUUAGUUUAACUUUGUAAUAAGUUUUUCAAUUGAAGCAUAAUAAAAUAAACAGAUUCAUAAAAAUCCCUAAACUGCUAUUGAUUUCAUAUUGUCACUUGUGGACAUAAAUAAAGUAUAGAUAUAGAUUCUUAUAA
This is a messenger RNA of Cannabis sativa, 1574 nucleotides long. Its product is annotated as spermidine coumaroyl-CoA acyltransferase. Bases 92 to 1444 code for a protein of 450 amino acids. The record is from RefSeq and is a predicted model, not a curated record. NCBI's taxonomy places the organism in Eukaryota, Viridiplantae, Streptophyta, Magnoliopsida, Rosales, Cannabaceae. The transcript has 2 exons.